Molecule: messenger RNA, 1411 nt
Organism: Scatophagus argus
Lineage: Eukaryota; Metazoa; Chordata; Actinopteri; Scatophagidae
Gene: bdkrb1
Product: bradykinin receptor B1
Exons: 1
Coding region: 36-1148 (370 amino acids)
Biological process (GO): neutrophil chemotaxis; response to mechanical stimulus; inflammatory response
Cellular component (GO): membrane
Molecular function (GO): bradykinin receptor activity
Source: RefSeq, a predicted model, not a curated record
GAUGAGUUAUGUAUAAUUAUUUUGUUUCCUAGACCAUGGAACCAGUGGAGCUUGUGUCUGUGGCAAAAAUGAUAACAACUCAAAACAACAAUUUGUCCCUGUCAUCUGACCCAUCAGAGACUCCACUCUCUGCAGAAUGGGAGAUUGUCCACACAGUCAUACCCCCAUACAUCUUCACCUUAUCUCUGUUCGGCCUCCUCUUCAACAGCUUUGUCUUAGGGGUGUACCUCACCCACAAGGAUCGACUAACUGUAGCAGAGAUCUACCUGAGCAACCUGGCACUGGCUGACUUUAUUCUCCUGUGUGGCCUCCCCUUCUGGGCAAUGAACAUCCUCAACAACUUUAACUGGCCAUAUGGAGAUACCUUAUGUAAAAUGGUCAACUCCAUCAUCAUCAUCAAUUUCUACACCAGCAGCUACACCCUGGUUAUGAUCAGUGUUGACCGCUACCUGGCACUUGUGAAGACCAUGAAGGCCAGGUGGCUGAGACGGACACUUUAUGCCAAGGUGAUCUGCUUCGUGCUGUGGAUAUUAGCGAUCUUACUGAGCACACCUACCAUGGUUCACAGAAAGGUGAAGUUCAUUGAGGAGUUUAAGACAAUGUCCUGUAUUCUGGAUUAUAGUCAUGACAGCUCUUGGAAGUUGGCCCAUCAGAUUCUGAUGAACAUAGUUGGCUUUGUACUCCCUUUUCUGGUCAUUGUUUUCAGCAGUGGGAACAUAAUCAAGGCUUUAGCGAAGAGGAGGGAGAGUCUAAGUGUUCAUGACAUUAAUGAUACAAAGGCUACAGCACUGGUGUAUGCUGUUACACUAUUAUUCUUACUGUGCUGGGGUCCCUUCCAGGUAUUCACCUUCCUUGACACACUCUGCGAUGUCCAAGCAAUAGACGAGACACUGUGGUACAACACUCUCAAUAUAGGAGGCCAGGUUUCAGUGUAUCUGGCUUUUCUCAACAGUGCUCUGAACCCACUGCUAUAUGUCUUCUCAGGGCAGUACUUCAGAAGGAAAGUUAGCGCCAUCUACGGGAGGACUAGACAUCAUCGGAGAGGGUCAGAGAUGACAACAUAUCAACGCUCUGUUGUAUCAACUUACAUCAACAGAGCAGAGCAAAUUAAGACUGUGGUGAUUUUCAGUACAAAAAAUCAAAUGUGACUCUUCAUGACAUCCUGUCAGAUGGAGAAAAUGAUGGUUAUUCUGUGAGAUGUAACAGGAUAAUAAUGUUAUCUAGUCAAACAGCCCUUUCAGAGGAUGUCCAAUUGUGUUUGGUGGAAAAAAUGAACACAAUCAAAUAAUUGGACAUAAGAACUGGGGAAGAAAUGGAAGCAGAUUUUGUUUACAGUCUCCAUAAAGACACGUGUGGACACACAGCAUGUAAAUCUCUUUGGACUGUCCUGUUGCAUGGUGUAUUCCUGACU